This is a messenger RNA of Zychaea mexicana, 1518 nucleotides long. RefSeq names its product general substrate transporter. Bases 1 to 1518 code for a protein of 505 amino acids. Gene Ontology annotation, biological process: transmembrane transport; carbohydrate transport. NCBI's taxonomy places the organism in Eukaryota, Fungi, Mucoromycota, Mucoromycetes, Mucorales, Lichtheimiaceae. The transcript is spliced from 3 exons. Gene Ontology annotation, cellular component: membrane. The record is from RefSeq and is a predicted model, not a curated record. Gene Ontology annotation, molecular function: carbohydrate:proton symporter activity.
AUGGUUUUACAAGGUGAACGGCUUUUCGCUGCUUCAACGCUGAUGGCGGCUGUCGCUUUCCUGUUAUUUGGAUAUGAUCAGGGUGUCAUGUCUGGUGUUGUGGCAAAUGACCGGUUUAUUGAAUGGAUGGGUAAUCCAAGCCCAGGACUUAUGGGCGCGAUUGUUGCCAUAUACGAGAUCGGAUGCUUUGCAGGUGCACUUAGUACAGGUCGUAUUGGAGACAUUUUGGGACGAAUCAAAACUAUCCGGUUAGGCUGUACUAUCCUUGUGCUCGGUGCAGUGAUGCAAACAGCUUCUAUCAACAUUGCCAUGAUGAUCGUUGCCAGGACUGUAACCGGGGUGGGUAAUGGUAUCAAUACGGCGACUAUUCCAGUAUACCAAUCUGAACUAUCGCCACCGAGCUCGCGUGGAAAGGGUGUUGCAUUUUCAACAACAGUGCUUGUGGUCGGUGUGGCGCUGGCAUACUGGCUCGAGUACGGUCUGUAUUUUGUCCACGGUGAUUUUGCCUGGCGGUUUCCUUUGGCAUUCCAGAUGGUCUUUGGCUUGCUUUUGAUCGUUGCAUCGUAUUUCUUGCCCGAAUCACCGCGUUGGUUGCAAGCACAGGGGAGAGAGACUGAAUGUAAGCAAGUAUUGGCACGGCUGUGGAGCGGCUGUGACAUCAAGCAUCCACGGUGUUUGCGUGAAUGGGAGGAAAUCCGAGAUGGUAUAGAGGUGGAACGGCAUUCGUCUGCAUCGUAUCGAGAGCUAUUUUCCAAGGGCAAACAUAAUAACCGGUAUCGGGUCUUGCUGAGCAUUGGAGGCCAAUUAAUCCAACAGUUCAGUGGCAUUAAUGUCAUCAGCUACUAUAUCACUAUUGUUUUUGAGAACUUUAUGCCCACAGACAAGGCGAUGCUCAUGACGGGAGUUGACGGAAUCGUAUAUAUUAUUGGUGCCACGAGCGCCAUCUAUACCAUCGACCGUUUGGGCCGGCGCAAACUGAUGUAUAUUGGUCUACUUGGUCAAGCGGUAACGCUUGCGCUAGUGGGUGCCUGUCAAGCCCUUGUAGAGCAAGGAGGUCACGAUGCACUAGUGCCCGCGGUCAUCAUCUUUAUGAUAAUAUAUAAUUUUGUUUUCGGUGCCACCUGGCUUAGUCUCGCAUGGCUAUACCCAUCAGAAGUUUUCUCAACUCUACUGCGCGCCAAAGGAAAUUCUCUUAGUACGGGUGCCAACUGGAUUGGAAACUUUAUCGUGGCUGAAAUCACACCCAUCUUGUUUCAAAGCGUCGGCUAUUGGACUUUUUUAAUCUUUAGUUUUGCAAAUGUCUUGUUUUUGUUGCCUGUGGUACUUUAUUUUCCGGAAACUCGGGGUAAAUCCCUAGAAGAGAUAGAGACUUUGUUUGCUGUUCAAGAUGAGGAUGAGGAGGAGAAGACCGUAGCUGUUGGCAAGAAGAACAGCACUACUACUGCUAUUUCUAUAAACAGUGGUCAUCGCCGUAAUCCUUCUCCUCGUUUAGAUGACAGCGUCAACGACAACAAGUAA